AAACAAUGCAGAAACUACCUGCCAGAAUACAAAUUAUCAGAUUUUCCUCCCUCCACCAUACCAAAAUAUAUCCUCUACCAUAUGCAAGCCUGUUUGGAAUACCUAUGAAAUGAGGAAUGUAGCAAUAAUUUGUUUCAUUUAAAUGUUGACUGGGUUAUACAGUACACCAAGAAUGGUGAUAUCACAACUAUCAUACUAUCUGCUCCCUACACCGUUGGGUGGGUGGGAAUUGGAUUUUCCAGAAAUAGUUCCAUGGUUGGUUCAAGCGCAAUGGUGGGAUGGAUUAACAAGCAUGGUCACACUAAAAUCAAGCAGUUUUAUCUAAAGGGUAAGAAGCAAUCAGAAGUCAUAGCAGGCAAAGGCGAACUACCUCUAAAUACUGUGUCUCCUGCUGUUGCCACAAAUGGAGCUGAAAUUUAUUUGGCAUUUCAGCUUAAAACGGAGAUUCCAUAUGGAAAGCAGCCGAUUUUAUUGGCCUUUAGUACUAAGACUCCACAAAAUCACCACCUCUCAAACCAUGAUGACAGAACAUCCAUCAUAUUUGAUUUUUCUUCAGUGGCAGGUCCACAAGAUCCAGCAUCAGAUGGGUUGAUUCAGAUGAGGAGGAACCAUGGAAUAGUGGGAAUAAUAGGAUGGGGACUAAUCCUUCCAGUAGGGGCAAUUGUUGCCAGAUACUUGAGGCACAAAGAUCCCCUUUGGUUUUAUCUCCAUUCAGUUAUUCAGUUUGUUGGAUUUGCAUUUACACUAGGCACAGUCCUUCUUGGAAUACAGCUCUACAACAACAUGCAUGCUCACAUACCAGCUCACAGAGGAAUAGGCAUCUUUGUCCUUGUGCUAACUAUUCUUCAGAUACUGGCCUUCUUCUUGAGGCCAAACAAGGAUUCCAAGUAUCGGAAUCUUUGGAAUUUGUACCACAGUUGGUCUGGAAGAAUGGCACUUUUCUUUGCAUCCUUGAACAUAGUACUGGGAAUGCAAGCGGCUGGGGCAGGGAGUGAUUGGAAGAUAGGUUAUGGAUUCCUUGUUAGUAUCAUAAUCAUUGCAAUUGUGGUUUUGGAAGUAUUGGCAUAUUUGAAAAGGUCAGAGAAGCGUUCACUUCAUGCGAGUUUCCAAAUGGACUCAGUUCCAGAUCCUUCCUUUCCAAAUAACUUUUCCAAAGUGUCAAAUGUUCCCAUUCAAGCACAAGCAGGCUAUGGAAUAUGAUCAAUGGUCUGUAAUUGUUGACCUAUUCUUGAUGUAUAUAUUCAAACAGCUACAAGUUUGACAAGGUGCAGCAAUGUUAGGCUUCCUCACUUGAAUUUGGUUUGUUUUUGUGAUUGAGUUUUCUGCUAUUGCUUGGUCAGAAAUGUAAUAUUGUGUUUACAAAGAUCUUUUGGCUUUUUUUGGGAUGUAAACAUAGUACAACUUAAGAAGCAGAUUGGUCAGUGAUAAUGUAUAAUCAUUGUUCGGAAGCAAUAACAUAUAUUGCUUUUGUUUUGUUGAAAACCUUUCCUCUAAACAAUUGGGGAAUUAUGUAGUUCCGAUGCUGCAUUAAGAAAUGACGAAUUUGAUUACCA
This is a messenger RNA of Arachis duranensis, 1553 nucleotides long. Its product is annotated as cytochrome b561 and DOMON domain-containing protein At3g61750. NCBI's taxonomy places the organism in Eukaryota, Viridiplantae, Streptophyta, Magnoliopsida, Fabales, Fabaceae. The transcript has 5 exons. Bases 253 to 1200 code for a protein of 315 amino acids. The record is from RefSeq and is a predicted model, not a curated record.